AUGGAUUUGAAUCGCUGUCGCUCCGUCUUAGUUUCUGCUGCUUACCAACAGCAUGUUCAAUUGAAAGGCAAAUCAAACAACCGAAAAGAGUUGGCCAAGGAUAUUUGUACGCAAGCGCGUGCUUCUUCUUUCCCACCCAGUUCAGGUGGUAAAUUAUCGAUAUGCCGACGAAGAGGAAGACGAUACGAACACAGGUUGGAUGAUCGAGUUGCUAAUUUCUUCAAAACUGAGAAAAGCGGUAAAGUCGCCAGGUCAGGUAGAGGUAGUUAUAGAGACGUUCCCGCGGAAUUGAUGAUAAACACUUCACAGCCCUGUUGGAACAACGAUCCCUCACGCCGAAGCGACCCAAGCCAACAAGUCGGACCCUCGGACUCCUAUCCGGAAUUUCACUGCUCGGUACGUUUGAAUAUACACGUUUGA
Messenger RNA from Paracoccidioides lutzii Pb01, 420 nucleotides. RefSeq lists its product as hypothetical. The transcript has 2 exons. The record is from RefSeq and is a predicted model, not a curated record. The coding region runs from base 1 to 420 and encodes 139 amino acids.